AUGUUGAAGAAAGAGCCCCAGCUGCCCGUGCGGCAGCUGGUUAUUCUCUCAAUAUGUCGCUUUGCAGAGCCUGUGGUCCUCACCUCUGUCCUCCCCUACCUACCCGAAAUGAUCGAAUCUGUCGGCGUUCCCAAGCAUGAGGUUGCCAAAUGGGUCGGGAUCACCUCAGCAGUGACCUCGUUCAGCCAAGCCGCCAUGGCCGUCACCUGGGGCACGGCCUCGGACCGCUUCGGCCGCAAGCCCAUCAUCCUGCUGGGGCUGACUUGCACGAUGCUCCUGUCGCUGGUAUUCGGGCUGUCCCGCAGUUUGACGUUUUUGGUGCUCUCGCGCGGCCUGCUGGGCCUGAUGAACGGCAACGUCGGCAUCAUCCGCACCAUGGUCGCCGAAAUGGUGCCUGAGAAGGCGCUGCAGCCGCGCGCCUUCAGCGUCAUGCCGCUCGUCUGGACAAUCGGGAGUAUCUUUGGGCCUGCGUUUGGAGGCGCGCUGGCCCGCCCCGCUGAGAAGCAUCCCGAGGUGUUUGGGGAUUCAGCCUUCCUGAAACGGUAUCCGUUCUUAUUGCCGAAUCUGGCGGCAGCGGCGUUUUUUGUUGUCGGGAUUACGGUUGGGGGCUUGUUUUUGGAGGAAACCCUGGCUGCAAAGAAGGAUCAACGGGAUUAUGGACUUGUGCUGGGUCAGGCGUUGACGCGGCCAUGUCGGAGUGCCAGAGCUGAUAAAAAGGCCAAAGCCCGAUCAAUCGCCACGGAGGAGGAACGGACGGCGCUGUUGGGUCAUCCGCGCAGCAACAACAAGCCACCCCGCAAACCCAGCUGGGGAGAGGUGUUCUCGCCGCAAUCGAACCUAAUUCUGCUGGCGUACUCGCUCAUGUCGAUGCACACCAUGGCGUUCGACUCAUUGUUCCCGGUAUUCCUGCACACGCCCGUGCAGGAGCUCGAAAACAACCCGGACGUGCAUCUGCCAUUCAAGUUCAUUGGCGGGUUUGGCGUGGAUUCCCAGACCAUCGGCAUCUACUACACCUUAAUCGGGAUCAUCGGCAUGAUCGUGCAGUUCCUCAUCUUCCCCGCAGCCGCCAAGCAGUACGGCGUCCUUAACUGCCUCAAGGUGGUCUCAAUCGUGUUCCCGGUGUUGUACCUGCUGACGCCGUUCACGGCCCUCGUGCCGGGCUCGCUGCGCCACGUGGUUGUGUUCCUGCUGAUGCUGGGCAAGCUCGCCGCCUCGAUCUUCGGGUUCCCGUGCACGACCAUCCUGCUCACCAACUCGGCGGCCCGGCUGAGUGUGCUGGGCACGCUGAACGGCGUGGGCACGAGCGUCAGCGCCAUCGGACGGGCGGUUGGCCCGGCGCUGACGGGCUCGGCGUUCUCGUUUGGCGUGCGACGCGGCUUCAUCAUCAUUCCAUGGUGGCUGUUGGCUGUGUUUGGGGCGGUCAGUGCCAUUCCGGUGUACUGCACGGAGGAGCCGGAGGGAUUCCAUGGGAAGGAGGAGGUGGAUGAGGAUGACGAAGAUGAAAAUGGGAACGUGGUAGAGGAGGAGAACGAGGCUGGGGGAUAUGGAGCGACUGAACAUGCCUCCAGGCGAGGAAGUCAGUAA
Messenger RNA from Aspergillus homomorphus CBS 101889, 1584 nucleotides. RefSeq names its product MFS transporter. Gene Ontology annotation, molecular function: transmembrane transporter activity. The transcript is spliced from 6 exons. The record is from RefSeq and is a predicted model, not a curated record. Gene Ontology annotation, biological process: transmembrane transport. NCBI's taxonomy places the organism in Eukaryota, Fungi, Ascomycota, Eurotiomycetes, Eurotiales, Aspergillaceae. Bases 1 to 1584 code for a protein of 527 amino acids.